AUGUACCGGGUUGGAGGAAAUGACGGUGGAAGAGAAGAACCCGCGAGAUGGAAGGUUGGCGAGGAACUUGGAGGCUCCGCCGCUAGAGGCAGCCGUUGGCUCGGACCGGCGCUGAUCGGGUCUAGUCGCAGACGGGGCGCGGAUCACUGGUGCGUCGGGGACGGUGCGCGUCGGGUGGCUGGGACACGCGGUCGCGGGAUAGACGGGUGCAGACGCUGGGUUCUCGAGCGUGUGCGUCUCUGUCGUGGGACUCCUAGGCCGAUGCAGAUUGGGCUCGGGCGUCUGGGGUCACGCGGGUGUGCGGUCCGUGGGAAGAGCAGCACGCGCGUGUUCUCGCGCGCUAGGAUCGGGGCACGAGGAACUAGGGUCGAUUGCAGGACACGAGCAGGCAGGGACGGCAAGGCACGGUGCAUCGCUAGUGACGUGCGGCAGCGUCUGGCUGCGCGCGGUUGCGGGCGUUGGCUUGCGGCUGGGCGCUGGGCGGCUUCCGGCAACUUUGGGUGGCGGCGGUUGACCGAAAAAUAA
This is a messenger RNA of Striga asiatica, 525 nucleotides long. Lineage: Eukaryota; Viridiplantae; Streptophyta; Magnoliopsida; Lamiales; Orobanchaceae. The record is from the annotation of a GenBank genome assembly.